This is a messenger RNA of Homalodisca vitripennis (glassy-winged sharpshooter), 1203 nucleotides long. Its product is annotated as zinc metalloproteinase nas-13-like. Lineage: Eukaryota; Metazoa; Arthropoda; Insecta; Hemiptera; Cicadellidae. The coding region runs from base 334 to 1203 and encodes 289 amino acids. Gene Ontology annotation, molecular function: zinc ion binding; metalloendopeptidase activity. The transcript has 5 exons. Gene Ontology annotation, biological process: proteolysis. The record is from RefSeq and is a predicted model, not a curated record.
AAACAAUUUCAAUAAGGAAAGUACAUAACAACUUUUUUAAGUAAAGAAGGUUGUAAAAUGUACUUUGUCCUAAAUACUAUUAAUACUACUGUAGUAUCAAGUACCCAUUUAUCAGUUGUAAAUUCAAAGUAACCACCAAAUUAGCAGUAAUCCUCCUUAUCAGCCAUUUCCGCCGGAACGAUUGGUCAAGGAAGCAGUCAUUCAAUUCUCAGUAUGCUAACAUAUGUAUCGUGGGACAGUAGUAAUAACGCCUUCUUCGCCACUAUCAGCUGACCCACUGCACUACUCACAUAUAUACAAGGGCCUAUCUCCAACAGCUGAUUGUUGGCUACGAUGCGAGUGCUUGUCGUAUUUCCGUGUAUCGUGGUGGCGGUAGUGACAGCCCUGCCGUUCUUUGAGAACAUCCUCCAGUCCGAUGAUAAUACAGAGGCUGAUGAAGGGUUGACUGCCCAACUGCUGGAGAUCGGAGAAUCUCUGUUUGGAACACCAAAGGCAGAGUCAGGUGAUGCUGUAUCCAAAUGGAGCCCAGAAAUGGACCAGAACCCUGAAGAGCUGGGAGAGUACGCUCAGGGAGACUUACUGAUACCUGCAGGUGACUCGGAAGCUAGGAAUGGGCUCAGGGCUGCAUCUACUCAUUGGCCCAAGGGAGUAAUUCCUUACGAGAUCAGUCCUUACUUCAGUCAGCGUGAUCGUGCCAUGAUCAAUGAUGCAAUAGGAGAGUACCGGAAGCUGACUUGCAUCAAGUUUGUGCCUCGGACGGGAUCGGAGCGGGAUUAUGUCUACAUCACAAACAGCAACACGGGUUGCUGGUCCUCCGUGGGCAGAAUCGGAGGCCGCCAAGAGCUCAAUCUUCAGAGUCCCGGCUGUCUCACUAAGAAAGGCACUGUGAUGCAUGAGAUGAUGCAUGCCAUCGGCUUCCUGCAUGAACAGAACCGUUGGGAACGUGACAAGCACGUCACAGUCAACUACCAGAACAUCCAGCGAGGAAGAGAGAAUAACUUUGAAAAAGCAAAGAAGAAGGAGACAGACAAUCAGGGAGUGGCUUACGACUACAGGAGUGUGAUGCACUACUCCGCUAAUGCUUUCUCUAGAAACGGCCAACCGACAAUAGUUGCUAAGACAAGAGGUGUCAAACUUGGCCAGAGAGAGAACCUUAGCCGUAAGGAUGUCCAGAAGAUUCGUCAUAUGUACAAAUGUAGAUAA